Messenger RNA from Lachancea sp. 'fantastica', 744 nucleotides. Lineage: Eukaryota; Fungi; Ascomycota; Saccharomycetes; Saccharomycetales; Saccharomycetaceae. The record is from the annotation of a GenBank genome assembly.
AUGCUAGCAAAUCGUCAGCUAAGGGCUUCCGUGUGCCGCGGGUUGAAUUUUGCAAGAUUUCUACAUAUAAAAACGGUCUCUACGCCCAACGAAAAUGCCUUGAAGUUUGUUUCGACAGAUGGGGAACUUCUGCAAGGUCGCGGGAAACCCAGUGUGGAGCUAAGAAAUACCGACGAUUCACUAAUCAAACACUCUCCUCUGGCCCAGAGAAUUUUCGCCCAGUGCUCCGGAGUGGAGUCUAUGAUGAUUGGCGAUGAUUUCGUGACUAUUAAUAAGGACGAAAUGGUUCACUGGAGCCAAAUAACAGGCGACAUGAUCGACCUUCUUACACAAUAUUUGGCUUCCGGGAAAGAUGCCUUGGCACCAGAGUUUUUCAGCGUUCAAGAAAAUGGCGUGGGUUACGACGUAAACGUUCCAAAGUUCGAAUACAACGAAGACCAGCAGGAAAUCAGCGAUAUGAUUGAAGAACUGAUACAAACGCGUAUUCGGCCUGCAAUUAUGGACGACGGAGGGGACAUCCAGUACCGAGGCUAUGACCCCGAGUCGGGAACUGUCUAUUUGAAGCUACAAGGUGCUUGCAAAUCGUGCUCGUCCAGUGAAGUGACUUUGAAGCACGGUAUCGAGUCUAUGCUCAAGCACUAUAUCGAGGAAGUCGAGAACGUUGUGCAAAUACUCGAUCCGGAAGAGCAAAUCGCCCUUAAGGAAUUCGAAAGACUUGAGCAGAAAUUAGAAAAUCAGCACUGA